Exophiala aquamarina CBS 119918 is the source of this 2532-nucleotide messenger RNA. RefSeq lists its product as uncharacterized. Gene Ontology annotation, biological process: regulation of DNA-templated transcription; DNA-templated transcription. The transcript has a single exon. The record is from RefSeq and is a predicted model, not a curated record. The coding region runs from base 1 to 2532 and encodes 843 amino acids. Gene Ontology annotation, molecular function: zinc ion binding; DNA-binding transcription factor activity, RNA polymerase II-specific; DNA binding. Lineage: Eukaryota; Fungi; Ascomycota; Eurotiomycetes; Chaetothyriales; Herpotrichiellaceae.
AUGUCCUUGGUUUUUGAUCAUGACCCCAAGGUCCCCAGACGACGAGUACCCGACUCGGCUCGUCGUCGCGCUCUGAUUUCUUGUGACCGCUGCAAAACGAGGCGGAUUCGCUGUGCUAGGCCAACGGAAGAGGUCCCAUGCGAAGCAUGUCUAGACAGCGGCGUGCCCUGUAAGUCGACAAUUCCACGGAGAAGGCUCGCGUAUUCUGGUCCCGAUGGCACCAGCGAACGAUAUAAGGCUCUUGAAGCUCUUGUCCAAAGCCUUUUUCCUAAUGAAGACUGCAACGACACCCAAACACUGUUCCGGUUGGCUGCGGAGAGAAACACUCCCAUACCUAGUCAUGACCAGGCGAUGAGCCUUUCUCGGCUCACAGACGCUGUGAACUCACAGAGAUCGGAUGGACAGAACACCACAACACCAGUCCCAACAUCCAAUGACCCAGGAACCGCUUUCCAAACGUUCCUCGGCAGCGCUUCUACUAUCGAUUCUUCUGUAACCGCUCAAACUCCUCUAUCUUCAGUCAAUACCGGUGUGCCGUGGCCCUGCAAUGUUGAUCCGGCAGUCCAAGGCACGGUCACCAAUCUGGCGGAAGAGACCUGCAUUCCGGCUCCUCAUGGCGUUGCACACUAUGUCGGUCCAGCAUCCUCUUUUGAGUUCGCUAGGGCCGUGCGUCGGUUAGUUGCAGUACGCAGUGAGACUCUCGAUGAUACCCGUACGAGACUGGGUCGACGGAGCAAGCAACGGGCAGAGUUCGCCAAUCUAAAGACCAGUAUUGCUCUUGAACCCAGAAUUCAGGCCCACCCAGCGUCCACCGUCAGAGAGCAGAGCAACGAGCCCGCAAUGGACACAUCGCCCACUGCGAAUGAGGGCCAAGAGGGCCUGCGGUCGGUGAGCCCAUCUCGUCGGUGGCUUCGGGCACUGGUCCCCGCCAGAGAGGUCUCGGAUAGACUGGUUCAGGCCUUUUUCGACCGGUUGCACCCCAAUUAUAUACUGUUCCAUCGGGGAACCUUUCAUACUCGAUAUGAUUCGAUCUGGCAGCGCUCUCCGGUUUAUCGGUAUGAUCGUGAACCCGGAUGGCUGUGUUCGCUUUUCAUGGUUUUCGUCUUUGGUGCCCAACUACUCGAGCACGAUGGUUUGGAGGACGCCGCCGGACUACAGAGAAAGUUCCUGAGGCAUGUGCGAGAAAGGUUUCACCAUUUGGCUCUCACCGCAAAUUUACCCAACGUCCAAGCCCUCCUACUCCUCCAGCUAUACGAACACAAUGCAGGCGAGCGUAAUACGUCUUGGAUUUUACUCGGACAAGCUGCUCGCAUGUCAAUUGCUCUCGGCAUGCACAGAGAGGGUACGAGUCACAAUUUUGAUGCCAUCGAACGGAACACGCGAAGAAUGGUUUGGUUUACGCUCUAUUCUUUCGAACAGUAUACGUCCCUCUCACUGGGACGACCUUCCACCAUCAAGGCUCUGGAGGUUAAUGUCCAACUACCUGAUGAAUCGGUUCUGGAUGGUAGCGACUAUCCUCCUGACUACAUUAAUCAUGCCUCAAAGUUGAUGGACUUGACUUCGAAGGUUAGACACUUCGCCACAGCAGCCUCACCAAAUUGCUUUGACGAUCUGUUUUUGAUUUCCAUGGUCGACAGUCUUAAUAUUAUCUCCAAGGAGCUCAAAGGCUGGUACACACGCUUGCCACGGCAUUUGCGUCCGGAGUGGUGCUUCAUUAGCCCGCGACACCUUCGUGCGGUGUUACUUCUCCACAUCAACUAUCACUACAUUGCCUCCGUGUUGACGAGACCAUACCUCUUAUCCAAAGUCGAACACGAUAUCAAGCACCAGGGCAUGUCAGAGUCUAGUUCCCCCCCAACGGUCAGAUCGACCGUUGGUAGCUUGGCACAAGAGUGCAUCUCCUCUUCAAUGGCGAUCGCCGACAUGCUACAGCGACUUUCUUCCGAAUCUCUGCUCGAAGGACUCGGUUGGACAGACUUCUUCUACCUGUACCAUGCAAUGCUGGCACUGUGUCUGGAUUUCCUGGGCCGCCCACGCCUGUCCGCAACCGAGGAAUGGACUGUCCGAGACCGCGCCAUCAGCGCCAACGUCUCGUUCAUGAUCGAGAUGUGCCAGACUCAUCAACUGGGACCCACAUACCAGAUUUUGUCCCAAGUCGCCAUUCAACUUGCUUAUAUUGUUGGUCUGGGUGGAGAUGACGGCAUCUCCCGGGACGAGUCGGAGCACCUCCAAGACAACCCAAUCUCGCACGAUGAAUUGGUCGCAGGGAUGGGGGAGAGGAGCACAAACAUUCCGAACACAGAAGUUGCUGCAACGAGCCAACAUGAGAUCUUCAUGCCCUACGCGGAGCCAAUAUCCGGGAUUACACAAUUCAAUUCUAAUGGUGAUGCGUUCUGGGAUUUCUUCAACGUCAAUCUCGUUGAUCCCAUGGAUACCUCGGUUAAUCCUGGAAUGCAGUACAUGGCGAAUCCCUUCCAGGAUCCAUUUGCGCCUUCGCCAUUCUAUGGCCGAUACAAUAAUUGGCCUUCGUAG